Alnus glutinosa is the source of this 415-nucleotide messenger RNA. RefSeq names its product receptor-like serine/threonine-protein kinase SD1-6. The transcript is spliced from 2 exons. The coding region runs from base 86 to 382 and encodes 98 amino acids. The record is from RefSeq and is a predicted model, not a curated record. NCBI's taxonomy places the organism in Eukaryota, Viridiplantae, Streptophyta, Magnoliopsida, Fagales, Betulaceae.
UGGUUGUGUGAGGAAAACCCCUUUGUAAUGUGAGAAUAAUACGUCUGAUAAUGGCAAAAAAGAUUGGUUCCUGAAAGUAUCAAACAUGCGAUUGCCCGUGCAUUCGAAAGCAUAUUUGGCCGUGAAUGCAAGUAGAUGUGAAUUGGCUUGCACGGAAAAUUGUUCUUGCACAGCUUAUGCUUAUAAUGGCAGUGGGUGUAUGAUAUGGGAAGGAGCCCUUUUCAACUUAUACCAACUCUCAGAUGGUGGGGAGAUUGGACAAGAUAUCUAUCUCAGACUUGCUGCUGCUGAUGAGCAUCGAAGUACCAAAGGCAAAAAAUGGAAAGUAUGGGUAGCUGUGCUAGUCCCUGCAACAGGUCUUAUCUUAUGCCUCUUCGUUUGAUUUGCAAGCAAAGGAAAGCUCAAAUGCAUACGU